Molecule: messenger RNA, 9177 nt
Organism: Anopheles gambiae (African malaria mosquito)
Lineage: Eukaryota; Metazoa; Arthropoda; Insecta; Diptera; Culicidae
Gene: Alas
Product: 5-aminolevulinate synthase, erythroid-specific, mitochondrial
Exons: 2
Coding region: 6546-8336 (596 amino acids)
Biological process (GO): erythrocyte development; hemoglobin biosynthetic process; heme biosynthetic process
Cellular component (GO): mitochondrion; mitochondrial matrix
Molecular function (GO): pyridoxal phosphate binding; 5-aminolevulinate synthase activity
Source: RefSeq, a predicted model, not a curated record
CAUGUGCUGUCAAAAGGGGUUUGCAAAUUUUGUUGUCCUGAAAAGUUGGUUCGCGAUUUAUUGGUGAAAUCGAACGUGGUUUCGUCGUUACAGAAGUGAAAAUUUGAGCCCGCUGCUGCAGACAGUGAACGGAAACUUGUUCCGGCAAGAGUUGUUAAGGUACGUUGAGUCAAUCCUUUCAUAGUUGCUUAUUAUUUAGUUUUAGCUCGCUGACGGAAAGAGGGAUCACCACGAUAUGUACCAUUCCACUUAUGUUGUGCAAUUAUGCAAUGGGCGGAUACGUACAGAGCAGCAUAUGCUCGGUUGGUGCAGCAUUUUUGCAGACCUAUUGGAUCAUUUCUAAAAGGCAUCCCAGCUGACGAGCGAUGUCGAGAGGUGCGAUCAAUGGCUGAGGGGUCAUAUGUGAUUUUCUAGAACUCUCACAUCAUGUAAGAUUUUUACAUUGAGUUGGUUGGGCAAACCCCCACCCUUUGCUGCUCCCCUUUACAUUGCAUAAUAGGGGCCUUUUUGAACAAUAGCCAACCAUCAACUUAAGUCCGUUUAAAUUUAGCAUCGUUCGAUCGGUUGGUGCGAGAACAUUGCCUAAUAUUGUGUGCAUUUUGCAGCGGCUCGCAACGAUCCUCGCAGCGACAGCCAAAGUAAAGAUUGACCUCAUUGCUGAUGGCACGUGACGGAGCUAUGCUCGCACAGUAAUGCUGUUUUCAUGCGCGAGAAUGUGAUAGGACUAUGUUUAUUACCGCCGUGCUGACCUCCACUGGCUGUUUGGCCUUCGCGUGAACCAUUUUUUUUUUUCGUUUGAUGUCACAACGUUACUAUCCGGUUAGGACCAGUCCGCAGUUGAUGGGUUGAGAUAUUGCCUGCCCUUGAAUUUUACAAACCACUUUAAUCGUUCUGAAUUACUCUGUUCAACCUGCAAACGAGAUUACUGUACCGCAAAAAGAGAAUGUUUAGUAUUCUAUGAUUAAUGGAAGGUUUUUUUGGACAUUUUGGACGGUCCCAGACAUCGUAGUCGUUAAUCAUCGGUACAUGAGAAAGGUAAAGAACGGUCCUUAAUUUAAAGCUAUUAAAGGAUCGGGGAUGAUUGAUUUCUAAGCUUAAUAUUUUGCCAAUCUCCUUCAGCAAGACUUAGCGCAGCCAAAACACGUUACCACCCAGCCAUAAAAUGGAUAUCAGUACAUCAACCGCGUCGCACUGCAGAAAGGGGAGACAAACAACAAACUGAUGUAAUCUGUGUGUCUCAAAUGGUUGCGUGCGGUUUGCGACGAGUCACGAUUAGCGCGACGACCCGCGCCAAGCGGUUUGGUCGCCGUCACCGUGUUUCAUCGUGACCGGAAAAUCUGGUCGUAUAAAAUCAAAAAUGGAAAGUUUCAUGGUUUCUUUUUAUUUGCUAUCGAACGCACACCGGCGUAACCAAGAGCUGUGUGAUAAAAAAAGUAUGGCAAGUACAUUAUUUUUGCUGCGAUCGUGCCAUGUAGGGAAGGGCUUUCGCACAAACAGUGACUAGACAGAAAUUGUAGGUUUCUAAAAUGUGUCAUCUUGAAGAUAUCGCGUGGAGCAAAUGUGCAACCGUAUAAGCAUAUCAGCACCAUGUUACAUGAUAGCAGGCGCUACCGAUUUGUGUGAUUUUUAAGAGCAAACCUUUAUCAAUGUGCUAUGCAAUGAUGAUUGUAUCAAGUGAGAGAGAAAAAAAACAACACACACACAUCGUGCACAUAACCCACCAGCACGAUUUGUUCCUUUCCAAUCUGCGAGCAGACACGCGCUUGCUUUAACUCUACGAACGCCACCACAAACACCACCACCACCAUCACCACCACGAACGCGACAAAGCACCGUGGAAGGGGUUGCGUUGGAUCGCGACAGUGUGGCGUGGUGGAACAUUGCGCGUCCAGUCACGACCGCUGGCCGACGAGCGUUCGCGGGCAGUGCAAAGUGAACCUUCACCAUCCACGGAAGUUUCGCUGCUGGCAAAGAUUUCUCAAUUCCCCCAAACGUGUGUGUGUGUGUGCCCGUCUGUCUCCAUAGCAACAAGAGGGAGUUUGCAUAGGCCAACCGCGACUAAAAAGUAGGUUGACGAAACGAAAGCGAUCGUCGCCGCGUACGUUGUGUAUUCCGCCACGUUCUUGGUGGGUCCAAAGCUGUGCUAAGGUGAGGGUGAACGAGUUUUAUGUUUAGGGCUUGAAAAUCAACACCGAACAGGCACUUAACCGACACGACUCUGUUUCCCGACAGCCGAUUAGACAGUAAGUAAAGCUUUAUACUUAAUCAUUGCAAGUUUAAAUAUGGAAAAUCGGUUCAAUGUCCGAUCGGUUUUGGGCAAUGAUGUAAUGCUCGGCCUGUCUGCGGGUAUUGAUUAAUUGUUAAUCGUGUUGUGAAGAAUUGUGCAAAAUGGCAAACUUCGUCAAUUAGCCCGCGAGUGCCCCCGAUAAGUAAUGGUGAGGUACCGCCCCAUGGGUCACUGUUUCACUGCAACAGAUCGCCCAAUCCGUAGCAUUAAGCUGUUUUAAGUUGAGGUAGCAGAGUGGAACACAUCCAUCCUAUCUAGCCGGUAACCCCUGUUCAACUUUGCAACCAUACUUUCCGUCAGACGGGGCCCGGUAUGGUAAUCUCUGUAUGGUAUUUUGCAAGAAUUUGGUUUUUUUGUUGUUGUUGCUUCAGUUGCUGAUCUGGCGAACGGAAACGAAAACCAUUCCGGUUGGUUUUGUAGCAAUCAAUUGGCAGACAGACGCACUUAUUUCCUUGAUUUUGUGAUUUAUGCGUCUGCAGAGUGGAGAUGUAAGUGGACCAUGGACGACGUACGGUGUGAUACCCAGUUGUCUAGUGCUCAUUGCUUGCUAACGUAGUUGGCAUCGGUUUUUUGUUAUACCUUUUCAGUAGUUGUAGUAGUCGGUAGACGCGGCGUUUCUGUGGUUCUUGGACCAGGAAGCACUACCAGUUCAUCCGAUUUUCGGCAACCGGUUGUAACGAGUUAUUUGGCUUCCAACUUGGCUCCAUUACACUGGGUAGCGCAUAUGCCCGCACAGCGAUAAGACACUUUUUUGCCUGUUUUUUCAUGGACUAUCUCACAACCAUAGCCAUAAAAAGUAAUCCCACUACGGUACCACUCCACCCCAUUACCAUCGCAACCACAUCCGAUGACUUUCAACCAUCCCCGGCCUACCACUUACUUGUCCUUGGCUGACAAGGUGCUACUUUUAUCUAGCGCUGAACACUUGCCCUCCGCUCUUUGUAUUUCCGUGCAUCGAUGGGCUAUGGGGGGCAUCGUUAAACAAACGGUUGGUUCGUUUAAUGAAAUAUCACGUUUCAAGUGUCGCGACGCAAAACAACUUAAGCUUUGCGAAGGGGGGGAGACUGAACAAAUCGCGUGUUUGAAAAGCCGCUGAUGACUGGUCAGUUUUUAACGAACGGCUUCCCCCUGUCCUGUGCUGCUUUAGAUGCUGAUUGAUUUUGUGAAUACAAUCUUUGGGUCCGUCUGUCUUAAUUAGAAUGUUUGAGUUUGGUGACUACAAUUCUUGUUGGUCUCUUAAUUCGUUUCACUCCGCAGAAGGUUCCGAGUUGAUGGCAAUUCAAAAGGAGCAUCCGUUAAGUGUGAUUAUUUGAACUGAAAUUAAAGGAAGAGAGUAGAUUACGGAUAUUGGGGAUAUGUUUAUGACUCAAUGAAUUUUGUACUCCAUUUCCAAAACAUUCAGGAAGUAGAAUCCCAAAAGAGGAGUAAAUCCCUAACUCGGACCAGAGACUAAGUGAGUUGAAUGCAAAAUAAUGAUUCACUAGCAGGUCGCCAAAAGAUGUUGAAAUAUUAGUAGAAGAGUGGCUUCAGAGAUUUGAACAUUUCAACUAUGAUUCAAACAUCUGAGAAGAUUUAGAAUACUUAUCUGUAUGUCUUUAUCGUAUUUAAUAACCUAAAAAAAUUAACCACUUGUACAAUAAUUAUUAAAUACCACGCGAUAGACAGUCGGGAAGACGAUCGAUAUGAGACUUGAACCAACGACGAGCAUGUUUUUAAAUCGUGCGAGCUAACGACUGCUCCUCCAAUCUCAGGACUGUGGCAACGAUCUUAGUAUAAUGAUGAAUAAUUUAGAUUUUACGGUUAGACAUAAUGCUCCCUUCAGGCUUGGGUAGAUUCCCAUUCGAGGCUGUCUUGUAAAGCCUGCAUGAUCGCCUAGCUCAUUACUCAUAUUACACAAAGAGGAACAAAAAUAAGGAUACUGGGUAGCCCUGAUAGUCUUUUUCUUCUAUGACCCGGAAAUGAUGUAUACUAGGGACAAUCGUUACUCUUCGGUGUAGCAAAAGCAUCCCACAGGAUCUAGCACAGUCGGUCAGGAAGCCCUUGGUAUGCAGAUAAACCAAACAGGACAAAGGAAACUAGGUUGAUGGCGGGAAGCAUCAGAAGCGGCACUUUGAAGUCAUCGUUCGUCCUAUCGCUCCUCCGGUACCAUGGCCAGCCACAACUGUCCAUAGCAUCAGCCAAUAUUGAUGUCGACUUACGGAACAAUUCACUGUAGAGAGCAGCCGACACCAAGAGUGAAGAAAUCUUCCCUAGUGAGACAUGGAUUCUUGUUCAAAGUUAGCAAAAUAUGGCCAUUGGAAUGACUGGAUUCCUACUGGAAUUUUGUACCAAAUUCUGCUGUAGAAUACCUACAUAGCGUUCAGUUCUUUAUUUCCUCGCAUACGUGUCCGGAAAAGUGGCAAUCAAUCAACUGGUUGGAGUUUGUUUACUCUGCACCUCAGUACACUUUUCGCCAUACAAACCCCCCUACAAACCUUGUUAUUGUGGCAAGACAGUACGCCUGUUCAAAUGAUACAGUAACAAGUGCGCACCUACAAUACUCCCGUUUGUAGCUUUGCGCUAUUGUUACAGAUGGUGUCAGCUAUUUCUUUACCUUUCACCGUCCCCAGGUUUUAACGUCAAUCGCGCACUUCCUUUAAACCAAUAGCCAGUGUAAUAACGAACCAAAUUAGGCCUUCGGUAAGCUCGUGCAAAUGGCACGAUACAAACGCCACGCCAUUACUGUAUCGAACACGAACAUCGUGCCAAGAGUAGUAGCGCCCCGCGAUAUCCGAUAAGAAAUUACUUAUCGGCACGAAAUCGUUCUACAGUUCUCAUUUGCCAUUCGAAUCAAUUGGAAGCACCCCCCCCCCCCCCCUCUUUUUCCCCUUCCGCGCUCCGCUCUCUACGUCGUUUCCGGCGCCAAAGGCAACGCGCAACGGUAGAAGGUUAUUAAAAUUCAUCAUCCUUCCAUCGUCGUGUGACCCUGUUUGUGUCCUGUACGACCUUCCCUGUCUCUUGGUGUACUGUGCGCGAGUACGGCUGUUUUGCGCCCGCCAGGAAUCAUUCUUCGCGGUUCAGUUGUCUAAUGCUAUUUCGCAAACAAGCCAACGCGCAUCUUCGCGUUCCAGCGCGUUGUAACACGACGGCAACAGUUUUCGGAUGCAGUUAAACCGUAAGAAGGGAGAGUCCACCGUUAUCUGUGGGUGGCGAAUCGCAAGGUGAGAACUCCCUGCGUACGGAGGGAGAUCACCAUUGAAUACGGUGGCGCAAUCAUCUGCAAAACAGCAUCACCGUCACCGGUAUCAGAGCAGAUUAAGGGCACCACCACACUGCAGUCCGAAGAGUGGGGAAAGAACUGCUCUGCAGGAGCCAUCCAUCUACAGGCAGCAGCAACAAUCGUGUGCUGUGUGUGGACCCGACCCUGCAGAGAUUGCCGGGCGGCGGGUUUGGUAUAUAAAGCGAACGACACCCCGUGCGCCGUUCGACAGUUGCCGAUCUGGUACGGAUCCAUGUAGAGUAAAACCAAAGCUUGCCAGUUUUGCCACCCGAAUCGACAUCUGCGUGCGUGUGUGUGCUGUUGUUUGAAAGCAUAUUGGUGGUGGUGGCCUCCCAUUCGAACCGUCGCUUACCUGGAACGAUUGACUGCUGUGAUCUGCGUGUCUGCUCCCACUCUUUGCUCUCUAAUAUAAGAGCACUAUUAUACACAUUUGCGGAGCGAGGAGGAGGAAGAGGUGGAUUAGGCACCACCGCCAGAGACAGUGGCUGACCUGUGGCUGUGGCCGGCCCAUGCGUUCAGUGGUGCAUUGGUAGUGUCUGCAGCAGUGCCGUGGUGUUGCGGUUAAGAAGGCGAUGGUGACUCGAUUGUGAUUAUUAUAUACCUAUUGGGCAGUUGGACUAACCAUACCGCGCAGCGCCUACUACUGUGUGUUGCGAUCGCGGUGCCAAGGGGCAUACCGUGCGGUUUCGAAAGUUUAGUGCCCUCCAGAGGUGUGGAGGUAUAUCUUGUGAGAGACACAAGCUUUAAAAAAAACAACCCUGGUAAUAGCAGUGUAUCGGGCGAAUAGGUGCGUAAGCAAGAAACUUGUUUCACGCUGGACACGUUGAUUGAUGAGUGAGCGUCUUGGUGGACCUAGUCAUCGCAUCCAGAUCAAGAAGCAAUUCAGCAACAUUAUCUGUCGUUUUUUUGUUGUACGUUUACUAAGUGAUCCGAAUUUACGCCCGGAAGACUCUGUUUUGUACGCCUCAUAGGAACAUCUAACUCCCGAAAUCCACAAAUAUGAUGCAGCUCUUCAAUCUAACCACCACCUCCCUGUUCGUUGCCCGCACGGUAAGCAGCAUUAAGAAGAUGCCUUGCCCGUUCCUGACCCGUCUCAGCACGAGCUACGUGCGCAACUAUGCGCCGGCCCUGCUCAAAACGUACGGUGCCCAGUGUCCGGUGGUGCAGCGCACCAUCUCCACCCUGCAGGGUGGUGCACCGGCGGCCGGCGGUGCGGUUGGUUCCGGCGCCCAGGAGACGCCCACCACCACCGUCAAGAAGGAUGCGUCGACCGAGGCCCGGCGCAACCUGAGCUCGAUGCAGCAGCCGCAUCCGGUGCAGCAGCAGCCGGCCGCCGGGAACAAGUGUCCGUUCCUGAGCACGGCCGCACCGCACGUGAAGAAGCUCGGCGCGGAAAGCGUGGAGAUACCGGCGGAACGCACGUUCCAGUACGAGGACUUCUUCCACGAGCAGAUCCUGCGCAAGAAGCAGGACCACUCGUACCGGGUGUUCAAGAAGGUGAACCGGCUGGCCGCCGACGGGCAGUUCCCGCGGGCGCUCGAGUACUCCUGGGGCGAGCGGCCGAUUACGGUGUGGUGCUCGAACGACUACCUCGGCAUGUCGUGCCAUCCGGAGGUGAAGCGGGCGGUCGCCGACGCGCUCGAAACGUACGGCACCGGGGCGGGCGGUACGCGCAACAUUUCCGGCAACUCGAUGAACCACGAAAACCUGGAGCGCCGGCUGGCCGAGCUGCACCAGAAGGAGAGCGCGCUGCUCUUCACCUCCUGCUUCGUGGCGAACGAUUCGACGCUGUUCACGCUGGCGAAGGCGCUGCCCGGCUGUCACAUCUUUUCCGACGCCGGCAACCACGCCUCGAUGAUACAGGGCAUCCGCAACAGUGGCGUGCCGAAGCACAUCUUCCGCCACAACGAUCCGGCGCAUCUGCGCGAGCUGCUGCAGCGCGUCGACCGGUCGCUGCCGAAGAUUGUCGCGUUCGAGACGGUCCACUCGAUGUCGGGCGCGGUCUGUCCGCUGGAGGAGCUGUGCGAGAUCGCGCACGAGUACGGUGCGCUAACGUUCGUGGACGAGGUGCACGCGGUCGGGCUGUACGGUGAGCAUGGGGCGGGAAUCGGUGAGCGGGAGGGCCAGCUGCACAACAUGGACAUCAUUUCCGGCACGCUCGGGAAGGCGUUCGGCAACGUCGGCGGGUACAUUGCCGGGACGGCGCUGCUGAUUGACAUGAUCCGGUCGUAUGCGGCCGGGUUUAUCUUUACCACCUCGCUGCCACCGACCGUGCUGUGCGGUGCGCUGAAGGCGGUCGACAUUCUCGCGUCGGAGGAGGGCCGCGAGCUGCGCGCCCGCCACCAGUCGAACGUGCGCUAUCUGCGCAAGCGGCUGCAGGAGGAGGGCUUCCCGGUGGAGCAUACGCCGAGCCACAUCAUUCCGGUGAAGAUCGGCAAUCCGCAGCAGUGCACCGAGCUGUCGGACCGCAUGAUCCAGCGCUUCGGGCAUUACGUGCAGGCGAUCAACUAUCCGACGGUGGCGCGCGGUGAGGAGAAGCUUCGGCUGGCUCCGACGCCUCACCAUACGCGCGCCAUGAUGGACGAGCUGGUGCGCGACAUGAAGGUGGUCUGGCAGGAUCUCAAGAUGCCGCUGGGCGGCAAACACUGCCCGGAGGAGUGUGCCUUCUGCCGGAAGCCGCUGCUGUUCGAUCGCUUCGAGGCGCGCACGCAGGCUGGCGCGUCCAGCUGCGCCCAGGAGCUCCACUGCCAGAUACCGAACUGCCCGCAGAUCGCUGCCGUGGCCAAUUAGAGAGAGAGAGAGCGGUAUGAGGCGCAAAAUUGCUUCCAUCGAGGUGUAGGUGUGCUCUCGGGGAAGGGAAAAAAUGGUACACUUUUGGGGUGAUCGCUUCGGUGUUGGGAAGCUGUACACAAACAGACAACCAGGCAAAAAGAGUAUAAUAGUCCUUCGCGGUCCGGUUGUGUCGGAGGACGCAAUGACAUAUCGACAUGCGGAAUCAAAAAAAGCCGUAUUAUUUUCGGACACAAUCUCCCCUUUCCGGUUAUCCUUGCCGGACGAGUGUGUCCUCUGUCUCUCUCUCUAUCUCUUUCCCCCCUGCUCGUUAUAUUUAUGUAGGUGCAAUGUUGAAUGUUGUUCCACUGUGUUGUAAACCAAUGUAACCCGUUGUUAAUUCCGCUUCCAGGCGGGCAUUUUUACAAUCAUGUUGCGUUGUGAAAUGGUGACCCCCCCUCCCUUCUAGGCCUUGCUCCAUUCCAGAGUCGUAGUUACCGAAUUUGUUAUCUAUCUGUCUUGUUUUGUUUUAUGUUUAUUCCGCUCGGCCAGCCAAGCGGGCCCGUGAGGGAAAAUUCUACCUACUACUUAUUACAACACCAGCUGUCUUUUGUUGUUUCUGCCGGCGAGAUCGUACACCGGAUGCAAUCUGGGCCGUAAUGUCGACACGACAAAAUUUCUAUCUUGAUCGCCAGUAGCAGCAGCAACAGCAGUAGCGUGAGCAACACAGCAGCUUUUCGUCGAUAUGUCGUUGACAAUAAAUUAACAGUUGAAUUAAAAAUGUCUAUUCCACACAAACACAAAAAGUAUACAUUAUAUACACUGUCGUCUAAAAUAAAUGUUAUUUCAAAUUAUGGCAAAA